Messenger RNA from Scaptodrosophila lebanonensis, 1685 nucleotides. Its product is annotated as chitinase-3-like protein 1. The transcript has 4 exons. Gene Ontology annotation, cellular component: extracellular region. Gene Ontology annotation, molecular function: chitinase activity; chitin binding. Gene Ontology annotation, biological process: carbohydrate metabolic process; chitin catabolic process. Lineage: Eukaryota; Metazoa; Arthropoda; Insecta; Diptera; Drosophilidae. The record is from RefSeq and is a predicted model, not a curated record. The coding region runs from base 189 to 1604 and encodes 471 amino acids.
AACACAUACACAGAAACUCAUCAAGCUAAAAUUUACACUAAAAACAAAAGUGUUAAGAAUUAAGAAAGGAACACACGCGGCCUUUAGAUAUUUAUUCAAGGAUAACAAAUAUCCGCAAAAUUCCUAAGUUCACAUUUUCGAUUCGAGUUAAUUAGUUGUGUGUAAUUGAGAAAACAACAGGACGAAUCAUGAAGAUAAUACAAGCUAUUCUCCUGUUGAUGACAUCGAUGUUCUGUGCUCAUGGAAAAGAUUACAAUAUAUUUUGCUAUUGGAACACCACCGCAUUCUAUCGCAAGAAUGUCGCCAGUUUUCAGGCUUGGCACAUAGACGUACGUCUUUGCACGCAUUUGGGUUAUAGCCACUUUGGCAUUAGUGAGACGGGAGCCAUUAAGAUGGUUGAUGAGCAUCUGGACAAGAAAAUAGAACUCAUAAAUCAAGUUAUCAAUUUGAGGCACUCAGCGAGUAAGCUCAAAGUAUUUGCAUCCGUUGGCGGCUGGACCGUGGAUUCGAAGUUGAUGUCGAAUAUGGCAGCCGACAUGCGUAAGCGUGAUCGUUUCUUUUCCUCAGUCAUAGAGUUCUUGUACUCCUGGCACUUCGAUGGACUUGACUUGGACUGGGAAUUCCCCACGCAGCGCGGAGGUCGUCCAGAGGAUCGCAAUAACUUCGUAGUCUUGCUGGAGGAACUAAAGAUCAUUCUACACGAGCACAAGUUCCAGCUUUCAGUAGCAGUGGCUGCACGGACCGAUGAAGCUACACUCGCCGCUUAUGACAUUCCCAACAUUGUAAAGCACGCAGAUCUGGUUAACCUAAUUACCUAUGACUUUGAUCGUCCAUUUGGUAAGCACGUGGCCCACAAUGCUCCACUGUACGGUGCUGGCAAUGCCAGCAGCGUCGAGCGUGCCGUACGCCAAUGGGUGAAGCAGGGUGGAAAACCCGCCAAACUCUUGCUCGGCAUACCCUUCUUCGCCCAAACAUACACCCUGAAGCAGCUGAGCAAUACGAGCGUGGGUGCUCCCAGCAGGGGACCCGGCUAUCCGGGCGUAUCAACAUUACAGCGCGGUUUUAUGGGAUACAAUGAGUUCUGCAUGCGUGCGUCUAAAUGGACUAAGAAAUAUGAUGAGGAAGCUCAUGUGCCCUAUGCCAUCAAGCACAGUCAGUGGCUGAGCUAUGAAGAUGGUCGCAGCAUAAACGAGAAGUUGAGGCUUCUCAAGUCCUUAAAUUUGGGAGGGGCCAUGGUCUGGUCCAUCGAUACGGAUGACUUUCGGGGUAAUUGUGGCGAGCGCUUUUCUCUGUUACGUAUCGUCAAUGCUGGCAUUGGGGAUGCCAAGCUCUUAACAACACAGGCCCCCACGACGGAGGGUUUUGGUAUGUGUCCCCAAGAUGGUUUCUUUCGUCAUCCAUGGUUCUGCGAAUACUAUCAUGAGUGUCGCGAUGGUCAGCGCUUUGACUACGAAUGCAUCAAUGGAGAGUAUUUUGAUGCAGAUCUUGGUCAAUGCAGCGCUGCUAGUUCGGUAUACUGCCCGCAGAACUUCGUGACCUGGAAGCCCGGGGAGAGGGUAUACAACUUUCGCGACCUACCUCUGAACCUGAAAAUUGCUAAAUAGCUGCACUCAAGUAUUAAUACAUGAACACACAAUUUAGAGAUUAAUAAAUAUAUCAAUUAGGUGCACAGAUCUUUACACACA